This is a messenger RNA of Closterium sp. NIES-67, 248 nucleotides long. The record is from the annotation of a GenBank genome assembly. NCBI's taxonomy places the organism in Eukaryota, Viridiplantae, Streptophyta, Zygnematophyceae, Desmidiales, Closteriaceae.
UCCAGCUAUGCAAGAGCUACAGCCGCUCCAAGCUCCAGUUCUUCGUUCGCGUUUACACCUGCUCAACAUCAACAAGUUCAAUUUCUUCAGCAACAGCAACAAGCACAACAACAGUUUCAGCAACAACAGCAAAAUCAACAACAACAGCAACAACAGCAACAACAACAGCAGUUUCCGCAGCAGCAGAUUUCUUUUACUAGACCUGAUUAAGGACAGAGUCUAGGUGAACUUAGGAGCUAGAAUUACUC